AGAGCGACGAAAAACGAAGUAGGGGUUUUAGGGUUUCUGAUAGAUUUGGGGAUUUAGGGAUUUUGUACAGUUAGGAAGCGUGCAGAUUAGUUGAAGAUGGAUUCUGAUCAAGCCAAGCUGUUUGUGGGUGGCAUUUCCAGGGACACUACCGAAGAUGUUUUGAAAGACCACUUCGCCAAGUACGGCUCUGUUCUGGGUUCCACAAUUUCGUUGGACCGCAACACCAAAAUUCCUAGAGGCUUUGGCUUCGUUAGGUUCUCCGACGUUUCAGCGGCUGAUAAAGCCCUUCAAGACACGCAUGUUAUACUGGGAAGAACGGUAGAAGUGAAGAAAGCAAUACCUAGAAGUGAACACCAACAUCAAAACCUACCCCAGAGUAGAGGCACGAGUAACUGUAGUAAUUAUGACAGUAGCAGCGACCACGUUAGCACCAAAAAGGUUUUUGUAGGAGGCCUAUCAGCUGGUAUAUCGGAGGAUGAGUUUAAGCGGUAUUUCGAGAGAUUUGGUAGAAUAACAGAUGUAGUGGUGAUGCAGGACAGUAUAACUCACCGGCCUAGGGGGUUUGGUUUCAUUACAUUUGAUUCGGAAGAAUCUGUUGAAAGUGUGAUGAUGAAAAGCUUCCAUGACUUGAAUGGUAGACAGGUGGAGGUCAAGAGGGCUGUGCCAAAAGACGGGAAUCAUGGUUAUGAUGGUGUUAAUAGAAUGAGAUACAAGAAUGGAAGAGGAGCCCCUAAAACUUCCCCUCAGUAUAGUCCUAGGUACAUUCCCCCUGCGUUUGCACCUCUUCCCUGGUACAGUGGGGAUGGAUUGUAUUUUUAUGGAUCUAACAUGUAUGGGUGCUGGCUCCCUAUGGGAGGGUAUGGCUGCAAUGGAUCUGCAGUUCCAUUUGAUGUUCCUAGGAAUUUCUGGUAUGGUCCUCCGGUAGCAACUGCUCAGACAUGCCAGGUGCCUUAUGCUUCUCCAACCCACGCAUUUGGGAGUGUUAGGGGUGUACUCGGUACUGAAACUAGGGGCUACAAUGGCAUCAUGGGAUCUGCAGCGAGUUUUAAAUCCAAUCAGGUUUUCAGUGCCAAUGGAUUUCUACCGGCUGAUGUUACAUCAUCAUCUCCUAAGAUUGAAGAGUUGAAGCAGGAAGUGGAGUCUCUAAGUUUGAAAGAAACCAGUGCUGACAUCUAGCUAACAGACUAAAAGGAUAACUCGGCCUAAAAACCCGUAGGUAAAUUCUUGCUGACUGCUCCUUACGCGGCAAUGAAAGGUUGGUCUAUUCUUUGAUGGAUGGUGGAAGAGUUUGUCACUCUUAUUCUGGUCUGUAUAAAAUUUGCCAAGUUACCUCUUCUGUGCUAUAAAUAUGUGUUAAAUUAGUUAUAGCUUUCUGUCAUGUCUAGUUUUGGAGUUUUAUCAGUAGAGGAUUCGGGCUCAUGUAAAAUAAUGGCAUUGGAAAUCCUUUUUUCUGUUUUUCUUGUCUAUAAAUAGGUGCUGUCUAUGUUUGUCUGCAGAAUGGAAUCGCCCAUCUCACUGUUGCAUACUCCAUACCGUUGCUUCUGUCGAUCUUUAGCACCCUUCGUGGUUGAAAUGCAUUGAGACCUUUAUUGGUCUUCCAA
Molecule: messenger RNA, 1601 nt
Organism: Neltuma alba
Lineage: Eukaryota; Viridiplantae; Streptophyta; Magnoliopsida; Fabales; Fabaceae
Product: heterogeneous nuclear ribonucleoprotein 1
Exons: 2
Coding region: 97-1176 (359 amino acids)
Biological process (GO): regulation of translation
Molecular function (GO): mRNA binding
Source: RefSeq, a predicted model, not a curated record